Aureobasidium vineae is the source of this 699-nucleotide messenger RNA. The record is from the annotation of a GenBank genome assembly. NCBI's taxonomy places the organism in Eukaryota, Fungi, Ascomycota, Dothideomycetes, Dothideales, Saccotheciaceae.
AGUCGCCUCAUCACCGCUACCAUGGGUAUCUUCGACUACGUCUCCGACCUCUACUCGUCUCUGUCCGUCCAGUCAUGCGAGGCUGAAGUUCAGGACGACCUCAAGUACGCCUCGGGCGACUUCAACUCGUCCAAGGACCAACAGAACGGCAUGGGCACGGCUGAGCAAACCCGUGGCGCCACCACCAGGGGCGGUGUCAGUCUCGACACCCCUGCCUCGGGCACCGACGAGGAGAGCGCCUCCGAGGCCGAGGCCAACAAGCAGGACGCCAAGAAGCCCGAGCCCUCGAACGAGAAGGGUCACGUCGCCGGUGACGGCGGUGCUGCUUCCGGCCAGGUCGGCGCCAACAACGCUGGNUCCCCACGGACGACGAUGAGGAUGCCGAGGAAGAGGAGGACGAGGAUGAGGACGAGGAGGAUGAGCCCGAGGACCCCAAAGCCCAAGAUUGAGGAAGAGUGCGCCAGAUCAUCCGAGUGCGCCCCCUACAAGCACCACUACGACCACUGCGUCGAGCGCGUCACCAAGCAGCAGGAGGAGAACGGCAAGGCCGACGAGAACUGUGUUGAGGANAUUCUUCCACCUCGCCCACUGCGCAACCGCAUGCGCCGCCCCCAAGCUGUUCAAGCAGCUCCGAUAAACGACACGCGCGCCCACAGGCCUCAGUCAAGCAAGUCGACUCUCCUUUGGUGGAAGCGAUGA